Molecule: messenger RNA, 2508 nt
Organism: Drosophila hydei
Lineage: Eukaryota; Metazoa; Arthropoda; Insecta; Diptera; Drosophilidae
Product: homeotic protein bicoid
Exons: 4
Coding region: 188-1798 (536 amino acids)
Biological process (GO): regulation of transcription by RNA polymerase II
Cellular component (GO): nucleus
Molecular function (GO): DNA-binding transcription factor activity, RNA polymerase II-specific; RNA polymerase II cis-regulatory region sequence-specific DNA binding
Source: RefSeq, a predicted model, not a curated record
UUCUUUACCUCGAAAUAACGGCGGUUAGCGGAUGCGAUGUAAAAGAAAGAAAAAUGUGGAAAUAAUAAAUUAGUGAUUUUUAAAUGUAACCGGUUACAAUUCACAUGCAAAUGAAAACUUAAUUUAAUUCAUUCUAAGUGAAACGCGCCAAAAUAAUAAACGAAAUAUUUCGAGUGCUGGGUGGAAAAUGGCGCAACCGCCGCCGGAUCAAAAUUUUUACCAUCACACUUUGCCGCAUCCACAUUCGCACCCACAUCCGCACUCUCACUCACAUUCGCAGCAUCCGCAGCUGCAAUUGCCGCCACAGUUUCGCAAUCCAUUCGACUUACUUUUCGAUGAACGCACGGGCGCCAUCAACUACAACUACAUACGUCCCUAUUUGCCAAAUCAAAUGACCAAGCCAGAUGAGUUAUCCGACUCGCUAGUUAUGCGACGGCCUCGUCGCACUCGCACCACAUUCACCAGCUCACAGAUAGCCGAGUUGGAGCAGCACUUUUUGCAGGGACGCUACCUAACCGCCCCCCGACUGGCAGAUUUAUCGGCUAAGCUGGCGCUGGGCACGGCGCAGGUGAAGAUUUGGUUUAAAAAUCGCCGGCGUCGUCACAAAAUCCAAUCGGACCAGCACAAAGAUCAAUCCUACGAUGGCAUGCCGUUAUCCCCAUCAAUGCCCAAUGUACCACUCAAAGCAGCCGAUGCGGAUCCACCGAGUCUGCACGCAUUGAGCCUGGGUGGAGGUGCUGCAACACCCAAUGCUCUAACGCCAUCGCCAACGCCAUCUACGCCCACAGCGCAGCUAGUUGAGCAUUACAGCGAGUCUUUUGGCGCGUAUUACAACUACAACCAGCAGCAGCAGCAGCAGCGACAUGUGGCGCAGUUGCACGGCGGACAACAUACCGGCCAGUAUGGGGGCUCUUCGGCAUCAACUACAACUGCUCAAUUCUUUCAGCAUGGUAAUCUCCAUGUCCAGCAGCAACAGCAACUCCAUCAGCAUCCCCAGCAGCUUCACCACCAUCACGUGAUAGCACAACAGCAACAGCAGCAGCAGCAACAACAACAACAACAACAACAACAACAACAACAGCAGCCACAAUAUCACCAUUUCGAUUUUCAGCCGAAAUCGGGAACACCCUGUCGAGUGCCCUUGAUCAAGUGCGAGAACGAGGAAGACUACAACUACAAUGGAUCGUAUUAUAUGCGAACGACAACAACGACGGCGCUGGCUCUGUCCGGUAGUAGCAGCAGCGGCAGCAUGCCGACCGUCGAGGCGGGCGUGACGUCUGCUAUGUCGCCCGGCUCCGAGGUCUACGAGCCAUUAACACCAAAGAAUGACGAAAGUCACAGUCUGUGUGGCGUUGGUCCUGCUGGCGGCGGCGUCAGCGUUGGCGGCCCAUCUGCCACAGCUGUCGGCGCCGCCGAUGUCAAUGACGACAUGGACAAUGGACCAAAUAAGAAGACGACGACGCUACAGAACUUGGAGCCACUGAAAACCAACAACAAUGUGGUCGCAAACAAAUCCAGUGACAAUGGCAGCGAUGUCCUAGCCGAAGGACUACUCACUGUUGCACGCAACAGUCUGGCCGGGUGUGGUAGCAACAGUAGCAGCAACAGCAGCGCCUUUGGCAAGUUUGGAAAGCUUACAACUCCACUAACCACGCAGACGCCACCGCCUCCGAUUACUACACUAGAGGCCAUGCACGAGACAAAUCAAUAUCAAUGCACGAUGGAUACGCUAAUGCAAGCGUAUAAUCCGCAUCGUAAUGCUGGAGGCAACUCACAGUUCGCCUACUGCUUUAAUUAAGAAGAGCAUACAUACUCUAUAAUAUAAUCUAGAUUACUUUUUAUAUAUUACACAAAUUGUAAAAACACAAAUUUCAAUGUUUGUGGUGCUUCUAACUUUAAAAGACACAUGUUAAUUCCUGAUUGUACAAAGAUUUACUGAUUUGUAGAUAUCAAACUGUAGUAUUUUAAGCAAACUAACAUUGUUUUAAAUGCAUUUUGUAAGGCUUAGUUUAGUUACAACUAAAAUUUUGAUGCAUCUUCAAUUUGUGAAUAUUUGAUUUGAAGCUUCCUUUGUAAAGCGUUCAUUUAUCUCAACUCUGUCUGGUGGGGCUUUCCCAAAAGCCCAGUAACGCCCAAUCAGACAUAUUUGAGAUGAUAUGGGCUUUACUGAACAUUUUACAGAUGAAGCUUCUACAAAAAAUUCCCAAGUAGAUUUAAAUUUUUGUAUAGCUUUGAUCAAGUGGCAUUGCUAACAAAAACUGUAAUUAUCUAAAUGAAAAAUGUUUCUCUUCCUGAUAAUCGCAGGGCCAUGUAAAAUAAUUUGUUCUGCCAUUAUCAGCCAAAGAUCGAACAUUUAAACAAUAAUAAUCAUCAGAAUAUUUUUAAAUUUUGCUAUGCCACAAUUUUCAGGUGACAAUUAAACAUUCUACACGUGAGAAUUGUUAAAAAAUUGUUAUAAAUUACAUGAAAAACACCGAUCUCAGCUAUUGAACAAAUCCUUGAAUUUAC